This is a messenger RNA of Podarcis muralis (Common wall lizard), 2286 nucleotides long. The record is from RefSeq and is a predicted model, not a curated record. Lineage: Eukaryota; Metazoa; Chordata; Lepidosauria; Squamata; Lacertidae.
UCCUCUGACCAUGUGACCUUUGGACCCACCCACAUUCACCUGGAGCUCUCUGGCAGCUCCUGAUUCCCUCCAGGAGACCUCAGCUUUGUUCCAGAGAGUUUUUCCUUUGCACUGGACUGCCACGGACUGAGGCUAUAUGUCAUUUAUUCCCUUCCCUUCUAACCGUUGACACUGGGGUCGGCUUGCAGCUAUUCCUGCUUGACUUUCUACUGCGGGAGAGCAGAACCAGGGGCUCUUUGGGAACGACCAGGUGCUUCCAUCCAGGUCAUCGGCGUACCUGUUUUCCACCUGCGAUUUCCGCACAGGGCGCAUCAUGUGGAGUCCUCCAUGUCUUCUUUUGCUGUUCCAAGCCCUCAGCCACAGCUUUGCCGUUCCAUUCCACAAGCAGCCGGAACACCAGCAGACUCUAGAGGAUCAAGUGAUCCUGGAUGACGCUACUGCACAUCGAUUCCUGAGCCGUAAGCCUCUUUAUAACCACUGGGAUUUUGAGCUGUUCACGCCAGGCAACUUGCAGCGCGAAUGCAUAGAAGAAAUUUGCAACUACGAAGAAAUGCGCGAAGUCUUUGAGGACGACUUCCAAACAAAAAUGUUUUGGGAUAACUAUGAACACAACGGGAAAGGAGGCUCAACUUCCACAGAAAGACCUGGUGUUGACGUGGCCGGCCUGGUGGCAGGCCUCGUAGGAGCGUUGGUGUCUGUAGUCAUGUUUGUGAUUGUGGCCAUGUAUUGCAUCAAAUACCGGAAUAAGCAGAGGAGCCGUUCCAGGGCUCAAAGCGACCUGUAUCCUGCGGUGCCCCUUGCCACCUUUGUCGAGGAGCCAAAGCCAGAGUCAGCACCGGGACUUCCAACCUAUGAUCAAGUGCUGGAAACUUCAGGUGUGCACGAUGCACCUCCUCCACCUUACCACAGGAAUAGCACCAACACUGCCCCACCAACCUGAGUUGUCAACAGCAAGAUCACCACUCUUUGAAGAAAGUGUACCACCCUCCCCGCCAAUUUAUGUGCAGAAAAAAAACACUGUGAAUUCACCUGCAGCAUACCUGAGGGGGGACGGGGCACACAUACACAAAUAUGAUGUGGACCACUGAAUUAUGUAUAUUGCAUAUAUGUGUGUACUAUGUACAGAGAGAAAAAAUGUGUGUGUGAAGACAGAAAGCUGCAUUAUAUUGUUUGAGGAAUAAGAAUCUGAAAUGUGAAUAAUACGGCUGUUCUCCGCUACUCUGGCAUAAAAAUGAAUCACCAAAUUUACAGCUCCGAAUCCAGCAUUUGCGCAGGUUUCUGACACAAAUCCCUCCCUCCUGCCCACCACCUGUGUCAUGUGAACAAGCCUUGUUAUAGCUGUGUCUUUCUUCUGUCAUGGCUUGCAUGCGCUAGCUAGAGUUUGACAGAGGGUGGAUGGGAUACCUGCUUGUUUUCAUGCCUGAUAAAAUAAUUCUCAGAGUAUGCUUGAACAAUAACUCUUAGGGCCUUUAGGGUGUGUUCAAGAGCACUAUUAAGAUGCAGAAGGGAAGAGGAGUGUAUAACCAUCUGCCCUUGUGGUUGGUUUGCGGUAUGAAGUCUCUCCAUAAGUAUAAGUAGUGGUAGCUCGGCCUUCUGCCCCUGCAUCCUCAAUGGAGCAAGGCCUGAUCUAGAGAACAUCCCGUCCAUAUCUAACAAUGACACAGGGCACACAGGAAGCAGCCAUGUAUCGGGUCAGUAUUUUCUAACCUAGUGUUUUCUGCUGUGAUUGGCAGUUGCUUUCCAGGGCUUCGAGCAGGAGGGCUUUUUUGCAAUGCAAGCUGAACCACCCCCACUUAUAUUUAGAGAAGUGUGAAAAAAAUUAAGGAAUGAGGAAGAAAUACAGUGGGCAGGCGGGUUAGAGGCAGAUGCAAAGGUGUUUAAAAGGGAAGGGGAGACAUAGGUUGGUGAGAAUAUACAGAUCAGCUGUAGAAAGCAAAUACACCUCUAUGGUGAUGUAAAGAGGAGCAAAUUAUGUUUACAUGCAUUGCCUACAGCUGUCGUCAGACAAAUUUGUGUGGAUGUCCAGGAAGGGAAGAUUAUCAUCCAGUAAAAUGGGCACAAGGUGUUUGCAUGCACAUAUGCUAAACUCAUAUCCAUCCAUCCUUUUCCACUCACAUGUCCUGAAGUGUUGCUUGCUUGACCCUGAGCACAGUAUAACACACCUUUAUACUUCUGGGAGAGAAGAUAGCGCUGCUGUGUGGACAAGAAUGUACCAAAAUAACUUGAGCCAUCUGUGAAUCUUUUAUUGUGGCAUUUGUAGAAAAUAAAAUUUGAACUAUUCUGUCA